AUGUCAGAAAACGGCUUUGCUGUAGUUUUUGACGCUAGCACUGGUGAAUACUUGGCUCUACCCAAUAAAGAAACGUUGGACGACGCCCCAGAAGGAACGGUCUUCGAUUUCGAAGGACGCACUGUAGAGGUCGCAGCUCUUUGUGGAAGCAUCCUCGAAGCACGCCUCCUAUCAAGCGACUUACAAGCUAAUUUAAUGAACGGACAACGUGCCGAGAGGAGCAAGUCUGUGGAGAUACUCAAUGUAGACACUUCUGAUAGUACUACGGAGCUCCGUGAUCCAUCCAAUGAAGAAAGCGACCUCAACAGUGUUCGCACUUUGUCUUACAUAGGCGAGGGCACUCCAGAAUCUAGACAUGAUCAGGAGGAUCCCACCUAUGAUCGCUACCGUCAAGAAAGCAUCGAACCGCCUAUUAAUUUCGACUCAGUCGGAGUAGUACGAGAUGUUCUUCAAAACCUUCUCAGUGAAAUGUCAGACGAUGUGUCUAGGAUAAACAGACGCUUCCAAGAAAUCCGUCAAAUUUUGGUUCGCUAUUACGGAACAACCCCAGAUGGAGCAGUAGUUAAUAAUUUCGAUGAAUUCCCAGAAACUUUAGCAUUGGUUGGAGAUUUGAGUCCUUCACGCAGUUUGUUAACGAAACGAGAUCACUCAGUGCGCUAUGUUCCACGCCCAAAUUAUUUCGAUAAGCUAGUGUUACUGGAGCGCAAAAAGAAAGCAGCAAAAAGAGCGUUCGAUGCUGAUGAAUACAUGGACGAUCAACCCCCCAGAAAGCGUGACUUUGGAAGAGCUGGAUCAGUUUUAACACAUCCAUUUUUGGAUGAAGAGAUUGAAGAGCGCAUCUUCUACGAAGCACAAGGUAGUUUCGCUGUGUAUGCUCAGAAACUCAGUAAAGAACUUUUCGCAGACACUCUACAUUUGUAUUUCAAGGACCAAUGCUCCAAAAAACGUAAUUGGUUUCAUGAAGCCGUCGACUAUCGUUUCCCAUCUGAAGAUCGGGCAGCACAUCUGCAGAAAUGGAAGAAUUGUUCCUAUUACAUCAAUAAGAAUAUGACUACAGCUACCAAGAAAGACAAGCCAGUCAGUAAAGCUGAAAUUAACUAUAAGUACUUGAACGCAGCUAUCGAGAAGUCUUGUCACGACAAGAGUAACAAGGAUCCUAUUAAGUACGCUGAACUUAUGGCCCUUUACCUCUUCUCUGACUCUUUACAAAAGUUUUUCAAAGAACAGGAUCCUAAGAGAAAAGACUGGCUCAGACACUGUGUGGAUACUCGUUUUCCUAUGAACGACAAACUGAAAAGAGAUCAACGAUGGAAAGUAUGUGCUGUUGCUUGUAAUAGAAACCGAACCAAAGUCGUCAACUCCGAUGGAUCUGAAACUCAAUAUCCUUAUUUCCCCAAAGAGUAUGAAGAAGAGAGCUUCCGAAGCAGUAGUGGAUCAGCUGCGGUAUAUUGUGAGCUCAUAUGUGAACGUCUUUUCCCAGAAUCACAACAUUUAUUCUUCAAGGAUAGAGAUCUAGGAAAGCGUAAUUGGUUACAUGACCUUCUGGACUCUCGCUUCCCAACGCCUGAUAAAACUGCUCAUAUCGCUAAAUGGAAAAACUGCACUUCAAACAUUAACAAAAAUGUUCCCGCUGCUCAAUUGGAAUUGGAAAAACGGCAGGAGAAAAAAAACAACCCAAAAGUUAAAAGCGACACGAAGCCCAAGUAUCCCACGGAACUAAUCGUCCCUUCAAGCUCAGCUAGCUCAGGAGAGCGCUCAUCGUCGCGUUCAAGUAAACGAGCUCAAAAGGGAGAGAUGAUUCCGAACUUUCCGCCUGAAAUGAAUAUUAAUGAAGACGAAGAACAGGAAUGCUGGGAUUUCUCUAAAGGAAACAUUCAAGUCUAUGCCCGUAAUAUCGGGCGUGCUGUUUUUAAAGACUCGCUCAAGUUAAGCUUCAAGGAUCAAGACGAAAGCAAGAAAAAAUGGAUACAAGAAACUAUUCAGUAUCGUUUUCCAAACACUAACGUGGAGCCAGAAAGCCGGCAAUGGCGAGUAGUGGUUGCUUCUAUAAACAAGAACGCCAGUUUGAGAUGA
This is a messenger RNA of Auanema sp. JU1783, 2073 nucleotides long. NCBI's taxonomy places the organism in Eukaryota, Metazoa, Nematoda, Chromadorea, Rhabditida, Rhabditidae. The record is from the annotation of a GenBank genome assembly.